This is a messenger RNA of Sclerotinia trifoliorum, 2047 nucleotides long. NCBI's taxonomy places the organism in Eukaryota, Fungi, Ascomycota, Leotiomycetes, Helotiales, Sclerotiniaceae. The record is from the annotation of a GenBank genome assembly.
GAUUAAUUUUGAGAAUCUUGGAACUACAUUAUUUGUGACAUCUUCAGAUAUUCCCCCAUGUCUCCUUAUAUAUCAAUUUGCAAAUACAGAAGUAUAAGAAACACAUAUUAUCUUUUCAAUCAUCAUCAUUAAUGUGAGAAUCACUAGGUGCCUCAAGUAUUAGGCAUAAUCACAAGCUAAAUCCCCUUUUUUCCCUUCUACUAUUUCACACUAAUAAUAUUAGCAAUCAGCCCUACUUGAGUAACCUUCUCCAUUUUUCUUUCUAUUGCUUUUUUGGGUCUAUCCACUUUUUCCACUAUCUCUUCCCUGAAUUAUCCCGCCAACUGUUUGUCCCUUUUUCCAUCCCCCUCGUUCUCCAAUUCCUUUGUUUACUUCUGAGAAUUCGGAAUGAACCUCGAGAAGAAACAUUCAGAACAAGUGGAACAAUGUCGAGUGGGAAACAAAGUGUGGGAAGGGUGAAGGGGGAGGUCAAAAUAGACGUUGUGAAGUAUCCAUUUUGGUUUGGAGGUAGCGCAAGUUGUUUCGCGGCUUGUGUUACUCAUCCAUUGGAUCUUGGUAUGUGAUGUUCUCCUCUUGAUACAGAAAUUUGACUCUAUGUACGAACUUAUACUAAUUAUGCUAUAGUCAAGGUAUAACCCCUUUCGCGUGAAUGCGCAAACACAGAUUCAUGUCCAAUGCCUAGUACUAAACAAAUUACAUCGCCAGGUUCGAUUACAAACUCGAUCCGGAAAUGCGCCAAAAACUAUGGUUGGCACAUUCGUGCACGUCUUCAAGCACAAUGGAGUUUUUGGACUAUAUUCUGGACUCAGCGCAUCUCUCCUCCGUCAAAUAACAUAUAGUACCACCCGAUUCGGUAUCUACGAAAAACUCAAGACAAAUUUCACAUCAGGAAACAAAUCACCCUCCUUUCCAGUUCUUCUCGCCAUGGCCUCCACUUCUGGUUUUCUUGGCGGAAUCGUGGGAAAUCCUGCCGAUGUACUGAAUGUACGCAUGCAGCACGACGCUGCUCUUCCAGUCGAACAGAGAAGAAACUAUAAAAAUGCUGUGGAUGGAUUGAUACGAAUGACGAAGGAAGAAGGAUGGAAAAGUUUGUACCGCGGGGUAUGGCCGAAUAGUAUGAGAGCUGUUUUGAUGACUGCUUCUCAAUUGGCUACAUAUGAUGGCUUUAAACAACUACUUCUCGGACAUACACCAAUGAAAGAUGGGCUCUUAACACAUUUCACUGCUUCUUUCAUGGCGGGAUUCGUGGCUACCACAGUUUGCAGUCCGGUAGAUGUUAUCAAAACAAGAAUUAUGAGUAGCCAUGAAAGUAAGGGAUUGGCGAGACUUUUGACGGAUGUGUAUAAAGUAGAGGGUGUUGGAUGGAUGUUUAGGGGCUGGGUACCGAGUUUUAUUCGCUUGGGUGAGUUUCAAUUGCUACUCUCCUUCACGUUUUAAUUCAAAAUAUGAGAUGCAUAAGGAGCAUGAAGGAGGUGGGAACGCUAAUCAAGAAAUCAUAGGACCUCAAACAAUUGCAACAUUUCUCUUUCUCGAACAACAUAAGAAAAUGUACCGAUCUCUAAAAGGAUUCAAAGAACCCGAAGCUACAGUCGUCUGAGCCCAUUCCGCGAAAUUUCUCACUCUGAACAAACAGUCACACGCCUAUCUAGUCUGGUUUCGGACGUAGAUUUUCCUUCGACGCAGCAAUCAACAAGCGCUGUUUUCAAUUCCUGAAUCUGAUAUGGGUGUAGCAGCCCACUAAUUUUGAAAGUUUGGUUUAGGCCAAAUCAAGCCAGACGGCCACCUAUUACGAACUCUUUAAAUUGUCACACUUUUAUACCCUCUGCAAAACCUACAUACCCUACGAUCCUACAUAUCUUAUCCUUACUCGGUACAUAUAACCACCUAGGCAAAAAGUCAUGGAAAAAAACUCGGCGUUGGUGAAAAAUUAUGCGGUACGCAUAAACUACUUUAUAGAUUGGAUUGGAUAGAUUAGAUACGUGAUUCCUCAUAGAUUAGAUCUUACAUUAGAUCCUAGAUUCGAUAGAUACAUAAUGAAUGAUAUUGG